UCUCCAUUUCAUUCAUUCACUUACCAUCUUCCAUUUAUUUAACUCCCGAUCUUCAAUUCUCAAUUUCUCUCAAAUUAUCCUCUCUUCACUCUAAAAUCUUUGAUUUUCUUUUCAAAUAUUUCAUCAAAACGACAUCAUGAAAAACAGUCGUCUCCAAGACUGGCCCGAACCAAUAGUCCGAGUCCAAUCCUUAUCGGAAACCUGCCAAUCCGAAAUCCCGACCCGAUAUAUUAAACCGCCUAGAGACCGGCCGGCUACGCUUACGUCACCAAUCGCCGGCAAUGACGUUAACAUCCCUGUAAUUGAUCUCGCCGGAUUAUUCGGCGACGACUAUGACCUUCAUGCUUCGACACUUCAUAAAAUUUCUAUGGCGUGUCGUGAGUGGGGAUUUUUUCAGGUGGUAAACCACGGAGUUUCGCCGGAGUUGAUGGAUUCCGGUAGAGAAUUAUGGCGGCGGUUUUUUCAUUUGCCGAUGGAGGAGAAGCAAAUUUAUGCGAACUCGCCGGCGACUUAUGAAGGUUAUGGGAGUAGAUUAGGGGUAGAAAAAGGAGCUAUUCUUGAUUGGAGUGACUAUUAUUUCCUUCAUUAUCUUCCUUUUUCUUUGAAGAAUUUAAAUAAAUGGCCUGCUCUUCCUACUAAUUGCAGGGAAGUGAUUGAUGAAUAUGGUAAGCAAGUAUUGGAGCUAUGUGGAAGAUUAAUGAAAGUAUUAUCAAUUAAUCUUGGAUUAGGAGAAAAACAUCUACAAGAUGCAUUUGGUGGUGAUAAUGUUGGAGCUUGUUUAAGAGUUAAUUUUUAUCCUAAGUGUCCAAGACCCGAUUUGGCCCUGGGUCUAUCCUCCCAUUCGGACCCGGGUGGUAUGACCCUUCUCUUGCCGGACGAUCAAGUGGCCGGACUUCAAGUCCGGCACGGAAAUGAUUGGACUACGGUAAAGCCAGUUUCACAUGCAUUUAUUGUCAAUAUUGGUGAUCAAAUUCAGGUACUAAGCAACGCGAUAUAUAAGAGUGUGGAGCAUAGAGUGAUAGUAAACUCAGCUCAAGAAAGAGUAUCACUUGCAUUCUUCUACAAUCCGAAGAGCGACAAACUGAUCGAACCAGUGUCGGAUUUAGUGACGGAAGAGACACCGUCGCUAUAUCAACCAAUGACAUUUGAUGAAUAUAGAAUUUACAUUAGAACAAUGGGUCCUCGAGGCAAAUCUCAAGUCGAGUCUCUAAAAUCUCCAAGAUAAUAUUUUUCUAUUAAUCAUUAUUUGGAAUUGAUUGUAUACCAUGAAGGGGAUUUUGCCUCUUAGUCAGUAAUGCAAAUGACACAAAUUGUAGUAGUAAUUAUAGAAAAGAAGAAGAACAAAUGGAGAUUAAACGAAUUAACUGCACAGUAAAUGAGCAUUUACCGAGAGAGAUUUAUUA
This is a messenger RNA of Mercurialis annua (annual mercury), 1403 nucleotides long. Its product is annotated as jasmonate-induced oxygenase 1-like. The record is from RefSeq and is a predicted model, not a curated record. The coding region runs from base 137 to 1225 and encodes 362 amino acids. NCBI's taxonomy places the organism in Eukaryota, Viridiplantae, Streptophyta, Magnoliopsida, Malpighiales, Euphorbiaceae. The transcript is spliced from 3 exons.